This is a messenger RNA of Macrobrachium nipponense, 1251 nucleotides long. RefSeq lists its product as uncharacterized. The transcript has 4 exons. The record is from RefSeq and is a predicted model, not a curated record. NCBI's taxonomy places the organism in Eukaryota, Metazoa, Arthropoda, Malacostraca, Decapoda, Palaemonidae. The coding region runs from base 126 to 479 and encodes 117 amino acids.
CCGGGACAGGACCCAGCUGAUCAACAGUCUCUCUCGCAACAGCACAUCUACGACAAGUAUCGGAAAGCCCUGUGUUUUUUCUGGACAUAUUUCUUUCAUUCGGGAAACCCUUCCAUCUGGUAAACAUGGUAUCCGCGAAAACUAUUGCCGUUGUCGUAUGUGUCUUUCUGACCAUCCAAUUAGCAGCAAGCCGGGCACCCCACCUGAGAAAUUGCAAGAACCCUUGCAACACCCGAUUCGGCCAAAAAGUCUGCUGCGAUUCAAUUCACAGAAAUGAGCCUCCUAGGUGCCCCAAGACCCCAAGAGUCCUUAUGGAUUGUGAAGAUAAGGACAUCAUGGUAAAGCCCGUCAAGUUUCAGUCCUGUCGCACUGACGACGACUGCAAUAACGACGAGCUGUGCUGCAGUGAUGUGUGCCACUCCGGUCCUCCCAAAAUCUGCAUCCAGAGCGACAUCAACGACCAUUUCUUCCUGCACUAAGUAUCGCAACCCAUGGACGACUUCCGAAGUCUCUCCACCUCCUAUGGAAUUCACUGACGUCAUCACAAGUCCCCAGCAAAUAUUCUUGAUGUCACUGCAUUAUUCAAAACAUCUGUGAUCGCCAUUCAUAUAUUCCUGCACUGUGACGGUACAAAGCUAUUCGAAGUUAAACUACUAAUCUAAUUAUGCAAAAAUGCAUCGCGUAUUUCCUCUCCACCUUCGUGCAACGCAGGACGUAUUAUAGAAGACUUCCAGAAGAUUUCAAUACGAUAUUCCAUCACAAUAUAUGUCUGUCACGAAAUUGGAUUUAAUGCGUUUGUGACAUGGAAUUUCAAGGAAAACGUUCGAGUAAAAAGACGUACUAUACUGUAUUAAAAAGAUCUGAAAAGCAGGGAUACGAGAUUAUCGAAAUCGAUUAACAUCCAACUCUACAGACAUAUUAUAAUACUUCAGUGACUACUUCCUUGACGUGAAGAUAAUAGCCAAAUUUACGUUAUGCAACUGACACUUUCCCUUUCUUCGUUUCUCACCUCACCAGUAAGCCAGUCAUUCACUGUUGUUACCUGUUUAAGCGCCAAAUAUUUGUUUGUUUUCACCGAAUGCUGUUAAGUUUUUCAUGUUUUCUUUAUUGUUUUAGUAAUAUCCAAGCUCAGAUUUCUUUAUGAAACACUGUCUUCAGCACUUUAACUACUACAUACAUAUUUGCUAAGGCUUUGUCUUUAGGAAUCGCAAUUUCUCUUAUUUAUUUCAUUAAAAGCUAAAAUGAAUAAUC